AUGAUUGACGAAACAGAGCUUGAUCUGCUCCCCGAAUCCAGAGACUCCCGCCCAGACAAUGACCACAUCCGUAGACUUACGGCAUCCGAACAGCAAGUCGUUCAAGCACAGGUCGAUGUGCCUGCAGUCAAGAUUGGCUAUUUUUCUCUCUACCGUUAUGCCACCAAGACAGAGAGUUUGAUCAUGGCUGUAUCGGCCUUCGCUGCAAUGGCCGGAGGUGCCGCCUUCCCCUUGAUGACGCUCGUCAUUGGAAACCUCACGGGCAGUUUCAGCAAAUUCUAUACCGACCCUUCAAUCAUACACGAGUCCGUCCAACAUACCAUUAUCAACCUGUCGAUGUUUCUAGUCUAUAUCGGUAUUGGCAUGCUGGUUUCCUACUUUGUUGGUAUGGUAGGGUUUAGUUACACGGGCGAAAGCAUGACGCAGAAGAUUAGGGAGCUCUAUCUUCAAGCAGUGUUCCGUCAGAACAUUGCUUUUUUUGAUUUCCUGGGAUCUGGAGAGAUCACGACCCGAAUCACUGCCGACUUAAACCUGGUGCAGGACGGCGUUUCUCACAAGGUAACCCUGGUCAUUUCUGGAAUAUCGAUGUUCGUCUCCGCAAUUAUCGUCAGCUUUGUCCGGUCCUGGAUGCUUGCACUCGUCAUGCUCUCCUCAGUGAUUGCCAUGUGGCUAGUUCUCGGGAUCCUUGGGAGCUUCAUGCGGACCUAUCAGACCAAAUCUGUCAACGCCUACGCUACCGCAGGUAGCCUAGCUGAAGAGGCGAUAUCGUCUUCUCGCAAUGUCACUGCUUUUGGAACUCAGCCAUGCCUGGUAAAGAAGUACGACGCCGUGUUAGACGAAGCCGCCCAGUUCGACCUCAAGGCAAAGGCUACCCUUGGCCUCAUGAUCGCUUGCGCCAUAGCUAUUCUAAACAUGCAGUACGGUCUAGCAUUUUGGCAAGGUUCCCGCUGGGCGGACUCAGGCGAUUUGACAAUCUCGCAAAUACUCACGGUAACAAUGUCUUCGAUGGCAGCGGGAGGCACUCUACAUCACAUCACGCCUCAUAUCGGCACUUUUGGGUUGGCGGUAGCAGCCGCCACCAAGAUAUUCAGCACCAUUGAAAGGAAGUCUCCGAUUGAUCCUGGUUCCGAAACCGGAGACGAGCCAGACAAUUUGAGCGGCAAGAUACAGUUCCGCGAUAUCAAACACGUAUAUCCCUCGAGACCGGAAAGACCCAUCCUCGAUGACUUCAAUCUCAUAAUCGAUGCUGGGAAAAUUGUUGCUAUCGUGGGAUCGUCAGGGUCAGGCAAGUCAACCUUGCUUGGCUUGCUGGAGCGAUUUUAUCUUCCUAUCGCCGGGAAAGUAUUACUAGAUGGAAGAGAUAUCUCGACGUUGAAUCUUAGGUGGCUGAGGCGAAACAUGUCACUGGUUAGCCAAGAGCCAGUGCUGUUCAAUAAUACCAUCCACGAUUGUAUCGAACAUGGUCUAGUCGGAACUGAGUAUGAAAAUGCUUCUUCCGAGAUCAAAGGGAAACUCAUCGAGGAUGCUGCCCGAACCGCAAACGCCUACGACUUCAUCAAUCGCUUACCUCAGAAAUUCCAAACCCAUGUAGGAGAACGCGGGUCACUUCUCUCGGGCGGUCAAAAGCAACGCAUUGCAAUAGCCCGCGCUGUUGUAUCCGACCCAAAGAUUCUUCUCCUCGAUGAGGCUACUGCUAGCCUGGACACUCGCUCCGAAAGCGCUGUGCAGAAAGCUCUAGAUGCAGCUUCGAAGGGUCGUACAACCAUAGUUAUUGCUCAUAGACUAUCAACAAUCAGGCAUGCCGAUAACAUCGUUGUUAUGGUUAGCGGGAAAAUUGUAGAAGAAGGAACGCACAAACAGCUUCUCGGGCGAAAGACGGUCUACUACUCUCUGGUACAGGCACAGGAGCUGAUAGGAAAGCCUGUGGCGCCUUUGGAGUCCUCCCAGAACGAACAGGAUAUGGGAGUGUUCGAGAAGAGCGAGAAGUCGGAACCUCUACGCAACAUCCAAUCCAUGGAAUCUCAGCAUCAACUUAACAAAACAGGUACCGUAGAGCCGACACACCCUGAUUCUGAAGUUGCGAGCACGACUUGGCAGCUGAUGAAGUUCAUCUGGACUAUCAACAAUGAAGAGAGGCGGUUGAUCUACCUAGGCAUCGUGUUCGCAAUCUUGGCAGGGUUUCUGCAGCCUAUUCAAGCCAUUUUCUUCGGGCAUUCGAUUGACGCCAUCUCUGGACAUACCAAGAGUUCUGGCGGCCAUGGUAUCAACUUUUGGUGUCUCAUGUUUCUCAUGCUCGCCCUAGUGGCACUCGUGAUCAACACAAUUCAAGGAGUAGCUUUGAGUUUUGGAUCGGCGCGGCUUAUUCGGCGAGCUCGGUCCCUUGUCUUUCGUUCGAUACUACGACAGGAUAUGUCAUUCUUCGACACGGAUGAGGUGACCUCCGGAUCGCUAUCGUCCUUUCUUGCGACAGAACCCAACCGUCUCGCUGGAAUUAGCGGUGCCAUCCUUGGGUCUCUCUUGACCGCAACCGCCACCAUACUCGGAGGGUUUGCUAUUGCGGCCUCUUUCGGAUGGAAGCUAGCUCUGGUCUCUGUAUCUACGGUACCGUUUCUACUUGCCUGUGGGUACUGGCGAUUUCAGGUCAUCAAAAGCUUCGACAGUCGCAUGCAGAGCAAAUCAGAAGCCGCAGCUUUCGCAUGCGAGGUCGCAUCGUCAAUCCGGACCGUUGCUUCGCUAACGUUGGAGCCACAUCUGCUGAACCAAUAUUGCGAGAAGCUGAAGACCCAAACGACAGGCAACUUACGCUUCUCGGCGUACUCCUCGUUCCUCUUUGCUCUUUCGAACAGCUUGUCGAUGUUCGCCAUGGCCCUUGCAUUCUGGUACGGAGGCUCUUUGAUCCUGGAUGGCCAGUACAGCCUGGUGCAGUUUUUCGUCUGCUUCGUCGCGAUCAUUCUCUCGUCUCAGACCGCUGGGGGCUUGGUGGCCUACGUGACUGAUGUUGGUGACGCGCGCUCUGCGGCUCAACGCGUUCAUACCCUCCUCAAUCGAAGGCCGCUCAUUGAUUCCUGGUCGACGGAGGGCCGCAAAAUAGACGCUGCGGAGGGAAAGAUUGAGUUUAGGGACGUUCACUUCGCCUAUCCUGGGCGUCCGUUUCAAAAGGUCUUGGGAGGAGUCAAUCUUACCGCACUACCAGGGCAAUUCAUCGCCCUCGUAGGGGCCAGUGGUUGCGGCAAGUCCACCGCGAUGGGGUUGCUAGAGCGCUUCUACGAUCCUACGUCAGGUUCAAUCAUCCUAGACGAUGUUCCAAUACCCGAAUACAAUCUCCAGGACUACCGGAGCCAGAUGGCCCUCGUUAGCCAAGAAACUAUGCUCUAUACUGGGACUAUUCGAGAGAACAUCCUUGCAGAUGACGAUACCGUUCCUGAAAGCGCUAUCGUGCAAGCGUGUAAGGAUGCGAACAUCUUCGACUAUAUCAGUUCGUUGCCAGAUGGCUUGAACACCCUCGUAGGUGCAAAAGGGAUGUUGCUUUCUGGAGGACAACGCCAGCGUCUGGCAAUUGCGAGAGCGUUACUACGAAAUCCUAAAUUACUCCUCCUCGACGAGGCCACCUCCUCCCUUGACUCAACCUCCGAAGCCGCCGUCCAAGCCGCGCUCGACAAAGCUUCGAAAGGCCGAACCACCAUCGCGAUUGCGCAUCGAUUGAGCACUGUUCAGCACGCAGACUGUAUCUAUGUGUUCGAUAAUGGGCGAGUGGUGGAGAAGGGUCGGCAUGAGGACUUGGUGGCGAAGGGGGGCGUGUAUUGGGAGUUGGCGAGGCUGCAGGAGUUGGGGGUUUAGAUGAUGCGUCUGGGAUAUGGGGCGUUUGAGAUAAACUAGACACAGAUCGUUACCUUUUGUAUAAUUUAUGUAGUUCCUUCCGUGGGCUUGUUAGACGGAGCCAUCUUUACUUCUUUUAAGGUCACGAUACUGUUUCUACCAGGAACUUCUUCGCUUAUAAUUCAAGCUGUAGUCUAGUCGCGUCGAACGAAUGGAGAAUGGUGCUAGCUAGCGCUAUUGCACUCACUGUCGUGGUUCUCGGUGUAUGGUAGGUAUGACAGCGAGUUCGAGUAUGAGGGCGAAAAAGCUCCAGGAGGACGCGAUUCGUGAGUUUCAAUAGAGGGCUUUGCUAGAAAAGUAGACGAGAUAGGUCGCAGUGCCACGACAUCAGUCUGUGUAUACUAUCUUGCCGGUGUACGAGAUAAUGAGUGUGUUUCAGCCGUUGGGACGAGUUGUAGUCAAUGAAACCG
Molecule: messenger RNA, 4286 nt
Organism: Mytilinidion resinicola
Lineage: Eukaryota; Fungi; Ascomycota; Dothideomycetes; Mytilinidiales; Mytilinidiaceae
Product: leptomycin B resistance protein pmd1
Exons: 9
Coding region: 1-3837 (1278 amino acids)
Biological process (GO): transmembrane transport
Cellular component (GO): membrane
Molecular function (GO): ATP hydrolysis activity; ABC-type transporter activity; ATP binding
Source: RefSeq, a predicted model, not a curated record